AUGCAGAAAGAUCAAGUACCAAUCAAGAUCCGGGAGUAUUGGUCUUACCGCGACGAGCUGUCAGUACACAAUGGUGUUCUUUUCAAAGGCUCGAGAGUAGUCAUCCCCCAGUUACUGAGACCUGAAGUGAAAUCCAAAAUUCAUUCCAGCCAUUUAGGAGUAGAGGCUUGCCUACGCAAAGCUAGAGACACUGUAUUCUGGCCUGGUAUGAAUGCAGAAGUGAAGGACCAAAUCAAACAAUGUUCAAUUUGCAACGAAUUUCAAGCUAAGAAUCAGAAGCUCCCAAUGCAAAGCCAUGACCUUCCUGACCGCCCAUGGAGUCGAGUCGCUGCUGACCAGUUCACACUUCAUGGCAAGGAAUAUAUCGUGCUUGUUGACUUCUAUUCGGAUUUCUUGGAAGUACAAAAAUUGGAGGAAAACACUUCCAGUUCCGUGAUUGAAUUCUUUAAGGAACAAUUCAGCCGACACGGCAUUCCAGAUACACUAGCUACAGACAACGCUCCUCAGUUUACAAGCCAUGAGUUCCAUCAGUUUUCAGUCGAUUGGGAGUUUACUUACGUAUCUUCUUCCGCAUCAUCACAGAUCCAACGGAAAGGCAGAGUCUGCUGUGAAAGUUGUCAAGUCUUUAUUCCGGAAAGCUCUUAA
Messenger RNA from Pocillopora verrucosa, 645 nucleotides. The record is from RefSeq and is a predicted model, not a curated record. Lineage: Eukaryota; Metazoa; Cnidaria; Anthozoa; Scleractinia; Pocilloporidae.